AUGCAGCCAGCCCUGAACAUGCAGCUGACUCAGGUCCUGGGGGAGGAAGCCACUCUCCUGGUGGAGGCCCCGGGCUGCAUGCGGAGGCAGGAAGUACUUGUGGGUGGCUCCCCAGCCGAGCAGGUCAAGGCCCUCAUGGACCUGCUGACAGGGAAGGGGACCCAAGCCCUGCAGACCCCCGACAGGACGCCGGAGGCCCCCUUGGGCCUCUGUCACGCAGACUCGAGGAUCCCGCGGCAUCGGGCCGCCCUGCUGGGCAGGCUAGGGGACAGCAAGGAGCUGGGUGAGCCCCCGGCCAGGCUGGCCAGCCUUCUGUUAGUGGACGGCUUGACGGACCUGCAGCUUCGGGAACACGACUUCACGCAGGUGGAAGCCACACGUGGGGCUGGGCGUGCCGCCAGAACCAUUGCUCUGGACGGGCUCUUCCUGCCCCUCUCCCGGGUCUCAGUGCCGCCCCGCGUCUCCAUCACCGUCGGGGUGGCCGGCGUGGGCAAGACCACCCUGGUGAGGCAUUUUGUCCGCCUCUGGGCCCAAGGGCAGCUCGCCAAGGACGUGUCUCUGGUGCUGCCCCUGACCUUCCGGGAGUUGAACACUUACGAGAAGUUGUCAGCUGACCGGCUCAUCCGCACCGCCUUCCAACACAUCGGGGAGUCCAGCCUGGUAGUGGGGGCUCCGACCAGGACCCUCCUGAUUCUGGACGGCCUGGACCAGAGUAAGACGCCCCUGGACUUCUCCAACGCGGCAGCCUGCACGGACCCCAAGAAGGAGAUCCAGGUGGACAGCCUCCUCACCAACAUCAUCCGCGGUAACCUCUUUCCGGAAGUUUCUGUCUGGGUCACCUCCCGCCCUGGUGCGGCUGGGCAGAUCCCGGGGGGCCUGGUGGACCGGAUGACAGAGAUCCGGGGCUUUAAUGAGGAGGAGAUCACAGCGUGUUUGGGGCAGAUGUUCCCAGAAGAUCAGAGCCUCACGAACUGGGUUCUGGCCCAGGUGCAGGCAAACAGGGCUCUUUACCUGAUGUGCACUGUCCCUGCCUUCUGUCGGCUCUCAGGGUUGGCUCUGGGCUACCUGUACCACCACAGGCGGGGCACCCCAGACGCUGCUGAGCUGUCAUCCCCGAGGACCCUGAGUGAAAUUUACUCCUGGUACUUCCGGAUGGCACUGGGUGGGGAGGGACAGGACAGGGGCAAAGUGAGCCCACGCAUCGAGCAUGUGGCCCAGGGGGGCCGCAGGAUGGUGGGGACGCUGGGCCGGCUGGCCUUCCUCGGGCUGCUCAGGAAGAAGUACGUGUUUUACGAGCAGGACCUGAAGGCAUCCGGGGUGGACCUGACCCUGCUACACAGCGCUGUUUGCAGCUGCUUUCUGCGGCAGGAGGAAAUACCGGGUGCCUCGGCCGCCUACUGCUUCUCCCACCUGUCCCUGCAGGAGUUUGUAGCAGCUGCUUACUACUACAGCGCAUCCAAGAGGGCCAUCUUCGACCUCUUCACCGAGAGCGGCAUGUCCUGGCCCCGGCUGGGCUUCCUCACGCACUUCCGGAGCGCCGCCCAGCGGACCAUGCAGGCGGAGGACGGCAGGCUGGACGUGUUCCUCCGCUUCCUCUCGGGCCUUCUGUCCCCCAGGGUCAACGCCCUGCUAUCAGACUCCCUGUUGGCCAUAGGCGAGCACCAGACUUACCGGACGCAGGUGGCUAGCCUCCUGCGGGGCUGCCUGGCCUCCGAGGCCGCUGUCAGCGCCCGGGCCAUCAACAUCCUGCGCUGCCUGCAAGAGCUACAGCACACGGAGCUGGCCCGCGACGUGGAGGCGGCCAUGGAGCGCGGAUCCCUGGCCGAGCUGACCAGCCCCGCGCACCGCGCCACCCUGGCCUACUUGCUGCAGGUGUCAGACACCUGUGCCCAGGAAGCCAACCUGUCCCUGUGCCUCAGCCGGGCUGUCCUCCAGAGCCUACUGCCCCAGCUGCUCUACUGCCAGAGCCUCAGGCUGGACACAAACCAGUUCCAGGACCCGGUGAUGGAGUUGCUGGGUAGUGUGCUGAGUGGGAAGGACUGUCGCAUUCAGAAGAUCAGCUUGGCUGAGAACCAGAUUAGCAACAAAGGGGCCAAAGCUCUGGCCAGAUCCCUUCUGGUCAACAGAAGUCUGACUGCUCUGGACCUCCGAGGUAACUCCAUUGGGCCACAAGGGGCCAAGGCCCUGGCAGAUGCUCUGAAGAUUAACCGCACUCUGGCUUCUCUGAGCCUCCAGAGCAACGUGAUCAAGGACGAUGGUGCCAGGUCCAUGGCUGAGGCCUUGGCCACCACUCGGACCCUCUGCAUGCUGCACUUGCAGAAGAACACUAUUGGGCCCAAGGGAGUCCAGCAGAUGGCAGACGCCCUGAAGCAGAACAGGAGCUUGAAGGAGCUCAUGUUCUCCAGUAACAGCAUUGGUGAUGGAGGCGCCAAGGCCCUAGCGGAGGCCCUGAAGGUGAACCAGGGCCUAGAGAGCUUGGACUUGCAGAGCAAUUCCAUCAGCGACACGGGGGUGACAGCACUGGCGGGGGCCCUCUGCACCAACCAGACCCUCGUCAACCUCAGCCUCCGAGAAAACUCCAUCAGUGCGGAGGGAGCCCAGCCUCUCGCCCGUGCCCUCUGUGCCAACAAUACCCUAAGGAACCUGGACCUGACUGCCAACCUCCUCCACGACCGCGGAGCACAGGCCAUUGCGGGGGCCUUGAGAGAAAACCGUGCCCUCACAUCUCUUCACCUGCAGUGGAACUUCCUCCAGGCCAGCGCUGCCAAGGCCCUGGGACAAGCUCUCCAGUUCAACAGGACCCUGACCAGUCUGGAUUUACAGGAGAACGCCAUCGGGGAUGAAGGAGCUUCUGCGAUGGCCAAUGCGCUGAGAGCAAACACGGCCCUCACUGCUCUCUACCUCCAGGUGGCGUCCAUUGGUGCCCCGGGGGCCCAAGCGCUGGGGGAGGCCCUGGCUGUGAACAGAACCUUGGAGAUUCUCGACUUACGAGGAAACACCAUUGGGGUGGCAGGAGCCAGAGCCCUGGCCAAUGCUCUCAAGGUGAACUCCAGUCUGCGAAGACUCAAUCUUCAAGAAAAUUCUCUGGGGAUGGACGGAGCGAUAUGUGUGGCCUCGGCGCUGUCUGGGAACCAUGGACUCCAGUACAUCAAUCUCCAGGGGAAUCUCGUCGGGGAGUCUGGUGCCAGGAUGGUCUCAGAGGCGAUCAGGACGAAGGCGCCCACCUGCACCGUGGAAAUGUGA
This is a messenger RNA of Chrysochloris asiatica (Cape golden mole), 3243 nucleotides long. RefSeq names its product NLR family, CARD domain containing 3 (gene NLRC3). NCBI's taxonomy places the organism in Eukaryota, Metazoa, Chordata, Mammalia, Afrosoricida, Chrysochloridae. The transcript is spliced from 18 exons. Bases 1 to 3243 code for a protein of 1080 amino acids. Gene Ontology annotation, cellular component: cytosol. Gene Ontology annotation, molecular function: protein binding. The record is from RefSeq and is a predicted model, not a curated record. Gene Ontology annotation, biological process: negative regulation of canonical NF-kappaB signal transduction.